Messenger RNA from Eublepharis macularius, 2313 nucleotides. RefSeq names its product actin related protein 3B (gene ACTR3B). Gene Ontology annotation, cellular component: actin cortical patch. The record is from RefSeq and is a predicted model, not a curated record. The transcript is spliced from 12 exons. Bases 72 to 1397 code for a protein of 441 amino acids. Lineage: Eukaryota; Metazoa; Chordata; Lepidosauria; Squamata; Eublepharidae. Gene Ontology annotation, molecular function: actin filament binding.
UCAACUCCGCCGGCUGCGCGCUCCAGUCGCUGCUCCGCGCUUCUGCGGGGGCUUCCCGGGCGCCUUCGAAGAUGGCGACCCGCCUGCUGCCCUGCGUCGUGGACGGCGGCACCGGGUAUACAAAGCUUGGCUAUGCGGGGAAUACAGAACCACAAUUCAUUAUCCCAUCAUGCAUUGCAAUAAGAGAAUCGGCAAAAGUUGGUGAUCAAGCACAGCGGAGGGUGACUCAGGGAGUGGAUGAUCUAGACUUUUUCAUUGGAGAUGAAGCUGUAGAUAAACCUACCUAUGCUACGAAGUGGCCUAUUCGGCAUGGUAUUGUGGAAGACUGGGAUCUUAUGGAAAAAUUCAUGGAGCAGGUUAUUUUUAAAUAUCUUCGAGCUGAACCAGAGGAUCACUACUUCUUAAUGACCGAGCCACCCUUGAACACACCAGAAAACCGAGAAUACCUUGCUGAAAUCAUGUUUGAAUCUUUUAAUAUACCAGGACUUUACAUUGCUGUGCAGGCGGUGUUAGCAUUAGCUGCGUCUUGGACUUCACGGCAGGUUGGAGAGCGGACCUUAACAGGGACCGUCAUUGACAGCGGGGAUGGUGUGACUCAUGUGAUUCCAUUGGCAGAAGGCUAUGUGAUUGGCAGUUGCAUCAAGCAUAUCCCUGUUGCGGGUCGAGAUAUCACGUAUUUCAUUCAGCAGCUGUUAAGGGAGAGGGAGGUGGGAAUCCCACCCGAACAAUCACUGGAAACUGCCAAGGCCAUAAAGGAAAAGUAUUGUUACAUUUGCCCUGACAUAGUAAAAGAAUUCUCCAAGUAUGAUUUGGAUCCACAUAAGUGGAUCAAGCAAUACACAGGCAUCAAUGCAAUCAACAGAAAUAAAUUUGUUAUAGAUGUGGGCUAUGAACGAUUCCUUGGUCCAGAAAUCUUCUUUCAUCCAGAGUUUGCCAAUGCAGACUUUAUGGAUUCCAUUUCUGAUGUCGUUGAUGAAGUUAUACAGAACUGUCCUAUUGAUGUCCGACGUCCCUUAUAUAAGAACGUGGUUCUUUCAGGAGGGUCCACUAUGUUCAGGGAUUUUGGACGCCGGCUGCAAAGAGACUUGAAGAGAGUCGUGGAUGCUCGACUGAAAGCCAGUGAAGAGCUCAGCGGCGGUCGGAUAAAGCCCCGACCUGUGGAAGUGCAAGUGGUAAGUCACCACAUGCAGCGCUAUGCCGUCUGGUUUGGAGGAUCCAUGCUUGCGUCCACGAGUUCUUCGAAGUUUGUCACACAAAGAAAGAUUAUGAAGAAUACGGUCCCAGUAUUUGCCGUCAUAACCCUGUCUUUGGAGUUAUGUCCUAGCACCUGUUCUGCGUGGAACCGUCUGCAGUACUGUCUCUUGUGGGAGAAGAGAGCGCUUGGUUGGAUACGCUGAGCCGCGGUGUGUUUUCCCCCUUGCCUUGGCAGGAGAGUAAGUCUGUCCCACGGUGUGUGUUGGAAUCACACUUCACAACUUAACAGACAACUUGGAACCGUUAUGGCAAAAAGUUACCUCUGUGCCAACUCUGAGACUGUCCUUUCCUCAACGGAAGUGUAUAGCUAAUGGGCAGUCCUUCUGUCUGGGAGACUGAAAAAGGAGUCGUGGGGGGUAAGUGGAGGCCAGGAACACAAGCCAAACCUGAGUUCACUGUCAUGUUCCUUCAGGAACAGGGAAGGAGUACGUAGUGAUUUUUCUCCACUGGUAUCAACCAUGCAACUUACUUCGCAAGGAUCAGAUUCUGUGCUAUUAAAUCAUCACCUCGGGCUUCGAUGAGCCUAACCACCUUCCCGAAACAUAUUCGAUUGUAAAAUGGGGGCCUUAGUUGGUAGAAAACUAUAACGCUCUAACCAUGCAAUACAAAUGUUUUAUUUCAGAGAAUUUUGUAUUUUAUGAAUAUUAUAUUGCAACGGGUCUUCUGGGCUGAGCACAAAAACAGCUGGUGAUGUUGCGGGAGUUGAUGGCAAUGAUGCAAGCUUCCAGUUGUGCUGACCUCCUUUUGAGUGAAUGUGUGCUUUUUUUUUUUUAAGGUACUACUUGAUUUGAGUGAAAUGUCUUUUUUAAGCCUCUGAAAGUAUCAUGAGAUUUAUUGCUGCUAUUUAUUUAAUAUUUGUGUGUAAUUUUGUUUUAAUGGGGGCUGGUUGAGUGACGGAUGAAAAGCUGUCAGCCUCUAGCAAAAUAAACAUGUUUACAUGUAUAGCUAUGCUGGCGGUGAAUUGGUUUUUUUAAAAAAUAAAACCCAACAGCUGGAAAAUUCAACACUUGCUUAGGAAUAAGCAGGGCUUUUUCUCAGCUGGAACACGGUGGAACGGAG